Lymnaea stagnalis (great pond snail) is the source of this 438-nucleotide messenger RNA. The record is from the annotation of a GenBank genome assembly. NCBI's taxonomy places the organism in Eukaryota, Metazoa, Mollusca, Gastropoda, Lymnaeidae.
GGAACUCAGAGUCAGACACCUGAUUUGAAAGCUGCCUUGCAGUAUUAUGAGAAGAGUUGUGUCUUAGGGUUUGGGAACGGAUGCUUCAACGCUGCGCAGAUCCAUAUGCAAACAGGGGAAGAUGAAACAAAAGUUUUGAAAGCUCUCCCCCUCCUGUCAAGAGCCUGUGAAUUAAAAUGUGCGGAAGGUUGUUUUUACACUGGAGCAUUGUAUCUCUCUGGGAAGUUUGUGGAAAAGGACCUUGCAAAGGCUUUUCAAUUUAACCAGAAAGGUUGCAAUCUAGAACAUGUCGGAUGCUGCAGCAAUCUCAGUCUGAUGUAUCAGCACGGUCAUGGCACAGAGCAAAAUAGCACGCUGGCUGCUGAAAUGAAGAAAAGAGCUUUACAUUUUUCUAUAGAGCAUGUGAAAAAACAGCCUGUUAUUAAAGUGAAUGAAUGA